Molecule: messenger RNA, 2319 nt
Organism: Schistocerca piceifrons (Central American locust)
Lineage: Eukaryota; Metazoa; Arthropoda; Insecta; Orthoptera; Acrididae
Product: smad nuclear-interacting protein 1
Exons: 5
Coding region: 156-1667 (503 amino acids)
Biological process (GO): miRNA processing
Cellular component (GO): nucleus
Molecular function (GO): protein binding; mRNA binding
Source: RefSeq, a predicted model, not a curated record
AUUGUUCACCAGGUAAUGUGUCAGGUUCUAAAAAAAUCUACGUGAAAUUGUAUAAAUAGUGUGUGAAAUACCAUCCUAACCUAGAUUUCAAGGAAGUGUUCGUCCAUCGAUGGGACUCGUGACCUCCAUAUUCGUUAACGGACGACAGCAGAAAUAUGAAAAGUGAAGUCCGUAAAAGUCACCACCAUAGUCGUCAUCGCCAUCAUGAGCGCCAUUCUAAACAUAAACGACGGCAGGAGAGUUCAUCGAAAACAGCCACUGAUGACGCAUCCCCAGCUCCUGUUCCGUCAGAUACGUCGGGAAGUGAGAGAUGUUUUCCUGUUGCCAAGGACCAAUGUGGUGCUAGUGGCAGUGAAUCUCCCGAAAACGUUGCACGGAAACGGCGACAAAGGGACGGUGAAAACACGCGUUGUGAUGUGAUGACAAUUUCAAUUAGUGACACUGAUAACGACGCAGAAGGAGAUGAAGAGAAAGCCAAGAGAAGAAAGAAGCACAGACAUAAAGAAAAAAAGAAGAGAAAACAUUGCAAGAAACAUAGGCUGGACGACGAUCACACAGCUAAUCAUUUAAGUGAAUCGCGAAGGAAACGUGAUGGGGAAACUGAUAAUGACCAUUCGCCUGGUCAUCAGCAUGAACAACAACAGAUGCUAGUGAGAGUGAAACAGGAGCCACUAAGCAGUGAUGAAGAGACAAGACGCCGUCAAAGAGCAAAGGACCAAAAACAAUCAGCAGACGUUAACGACAGGAACUGGCAUUCCAACAGCAGUCACAACAGUUUGAGGCCAGACCAUCGUAUAAAGGAGGAACCCCGUGAUCGCUCUAGUUCUGGUGAGCGAAAGCCCCACCCAGAGCUACUUAGACGUGUUAAGCCAGAGAGGAGGAAUGGAACCAGCCACCGAGAUCGGAGGAAUGGCCGGGUGAACGGUGAAUUGUCAUCAUCCGUAAAGACUGAAAGGGAUGAUGAUUCUCAUUCAAGGAGCAGGAGCAGAAGACGGAGGAACGAUGAACAGGAGGAGCGAUCCAGGGACCAUGUAGGUGAUUCACGGGAAGGUCCUCGCCGAAUAAAACGUGAGCGUCCCACCGAAGACGAGAGGGAGUACGAGUGGGGCAAGUCUGACAACAAACAGGCUGCAAAUAACAACUCUGGAGGCCCUUCCUCAGCUGAGGAUAAGAAGAAGCCAAACUUUGGCCUGUCAGGGAAACUGACAGAAGAUGUCAAUGUUUACAAUGGUGUUGUUAUCAAGUACAGCGAGCCUCCAGAAGCUCGCAAGCCGAAACGUCGGUGGCGAUUUUACCCAUUCAAAGGCGAUGAGGCAUUGCCCACGCUGUACCUUCACAGACAGUCUGCAUUCCUGAUUGGCCGUGAUAGAAAGGUGGCUGAUAUCCCUGUGGACCACCCAUCGUGUUCGAAGCAGCACGCAGCCCUGCAGUAUAGACUUGUGCCUUUCACUCGAGAAGAUGGAACAAAAGGCAAGAGAGUGCGACCGUACAUCAUCGACUUGGACUCUGCUAACGGCACGUAUGUGAACAAUAAGCGUAUUGAGGCACGGAAGUACGUGGAACUGAUGGAGCGAGAUGUUAUUAAAUUUGGAUACAGCUCAAGAGAUUAUGUUUUGUUACACGAGCACAGCAAAGGCGAUGAAGAAGACGACGAUCAGAAUGGGUAGUCACAAAUGGCUGUCCGGGAGAUACUUUGAAGGAAGGUAGUUGCCUGUUUUAUUGAACUGGUUAGUUAACGUUUACUUGAAUGGGUGAAAAAAAAAAGUGAUUCAUUUGUUGAUAUUGUUGAAUGAGCUCCAUUCAUGUAGACCACUUUGUCAUAUUGUGCCCACUAGGCAAAAAUUUCCACUGAUUAAUGACAACGCUAGACUGCCUCAUUUUGUAUCACGUUGGUUGUGAUUCAUCAGAAUCGGUCAUUAAACCUCAACAAUGGCACUUCUGUCUUUCUUUUCAUCAUGCUACUUAUGUUGGUGGCUGUUGUUGUUGUUGUAACAAUUCUAAUAGCAGUAAAAGUACCUGUUUCAUCUAUAAAGUUGAUAAUAAUGCUGUUGUCUUAUAGUGGAGGAAAUGUUCAUAGUAGAAUAUGCGUUGAUGCCGUAUUAUUUAACUCAAUACUUCAAAAAGAGCAGAGAAAAGGACUAACUUCACCACAAGGGAAGUUGGUUAUGGUAGUAAUAACUCACUAGACUUAGUCCAUUGUAUGUUGUGCAGUGAUGUGGUCCCUGAGAAGUGUGUAGUAUGUUAUCUGUGGCACUUUUGCAUUUAAGACAAAAAUGACUGUGAUAUAGUUAUUAAAAACAGGGUAUGGGUUGAACUUAA